This is a messenger RNA of Hydatigera taeniaeformis, 921 nucleotides long. Lineage: Eukaryota; Metazoa; Platyhelminthes; Cestoda; Cyclophyllidea; Taeniidae. The record is from the annotation of a GenBank genome assembly.
AUGAUGUCAUCGUUCGGUAAUCGUCGUUUGGAGAAAGAAGAAGAUGUUUUUGAUCAAAAUGCUUGGGAUGACUAUGAGUGGACGGAAGAAAUGGAACAGGAGGCUCGGACUGCAGUUGAUAUUUUAUCCGUAAUAACUUUAUCGGAGGAGGAGAGAGAAGGUUUCAUUGUUAAUGCAUCCACCUACUGGGACAAGUUUUAUGAUAAGCAUGAGGCUAGAUUCUUUAAAAAUCGAAAGUGGCUUCCUCGUGAGUUUGUUGAGCUCAUUGAUGGGUCACUCUGUUCCGGUCCAUUCCUCUCUGGUCCUCCUUCAUUUCCUGGAAAAGAUAGCAGAUUUCGUGUCCUUGAAGUUGGCAGUGGACCCGGGAACUCAGUUGUUCCAAUUCUUGAAAAUCGGUGGCGGGGGGAAGAUGAGACAUUUGUCUACGCUUGCGAUUUCUCGGAAAAAGCAGUGUCGCUGGUCAAAUCCUCACCCUCCUACAACUCUCAAUAUUGUCUUGCCUUCCAGCAAGAUAUAUCCAAACCGAAUCUGACCUGGCCCUUUCCUCCAGAAUGCAUAGACGCUAUUUGUUGCAUUUUCGUUCUCUCAGCAAUUAAUCCUGACAGCUUCCCUCAAACUAUUAGGAAUCUCUGUGCCUGCCUAAGGCCGGGAGGAGUCAUAUUUUUCAGGGACUACGGCCUCUAUGAUUUGUCACAGAUUCGAGUAAAGCAAGGGAGAUGUAUCGGCCGAAAUUUUUAUACUCGUGGAGACGGCACUUGCGCUUACUUUUUUGAACAAGACGAAGUAACCAAAUUGUUUACCGAUCAAGGCCUCAUAGAAAAACAGAUAAGAACAGACAGAAGACUGAUAGUCAACCGACGAAAGCGACUGAAGAUGUACAGAGUAUACAUUCAGGGGAAGUAUCAGAAGCCCCUUUUCUGA